Saxophila tyrrhenica is the source of this 897-nucleotide messenger RNA. RefSeq lists its product as uncharacterized. Bases 1 to 897 code for a protein of 298 amino acids. The record is from RefSeq and is a predicted model, not a curated record. The transcript has a single exon. NCBI's taxonomy places the organism in Eukaryota, Fungi, Ascomycota, Dothideomycetes, Mycosphaerellales, Extremaceae.
AUGAUUGCCAAGAACAUUUUCGCCGUGGGCGCACUCGUGUCCAUGGCCGUCGCCAUCCCGAUGCAGCAGAACAAGCGUGACAUCGUUUGGGAGACUAAGAUCGAGGAGGAGGUUGUGACCGUCGAUGUCACCAAGACGGUCUGGCUCAACCCUGGCGAGACUCCUCCAGUUGCGCCAGUUGACGGUGCUGAAGCACCUGCCCCAUACGGACAUGGAGGACCCCACGGCAAGCACGGCCACGGCCACAACCCUCACAGCCCACACAAGCCAAAGACGACUUCGCAUAUCAAGUCCACCGUCACCGUGCCAGCCCCAUCUGAGCAGCCAACCGAGCCUGCGCCGGUGCCAUCUUCGCCAUCUUCGCCAUCUUCCUCAUCUUCGCCAUCUUCCUCAUCUUCGCCAUCUUCGCCAACCUCGCCAACCACGACGCACGUUGCGCCAACCCCAACGAGCACCUACGAGGCUCCCCCACCACCCCCAAGCACUCCAUCUCCACCACCGCCACCGCCAGCCUCCUCUCCAGCACCUAAGCCAUCCUCCAGCCCCAGCAAUGGUGGCGGCUCCGCACCAUCUGGUCAGACCUACGGCGGCGACGUGACCUACUACACCCCCGGCAUGGGCUCCUGCGGCGUCACCAACACCGACAGCGACGCCAUCGUCGCGCUCGCGGAGAACAUGAUGACGGCCAAGCUGCCUCCGAGCGGCAACCCGAACGAGAACCCGCUGUGCGGCAAGUCCAUCACCAUCAGCUACGGCGGCACGACCGCGACGGCCAAGAUCAUGGAUACCUGCCCGGGCUGCGCGGACGGUGGGCUGGACUUGACGCCGAGCUUGUUCCAGAAGUUUGCGCCGUUGAGUGAGGGGCGGUUGACGGGAAUGAAGUGGUGGUAUAACUAG